AUGGAGGACUCGGACUCGGCCGCCAAGCAGCUGGGCCUGGCCGAGGCGGCGGCGGUGGCGGCCGCGGCCGCUGUUGCGGCGGCGGCCGCGGCCGCGGCAGGAGGCGAGGCGGAAGAGCCGGUGCUCAGCAGGGACGAGGACUCGGAGGAGGACGGAGACUCGGAGGCAGAGCGCGAGACUCGGCGGGUGACGGCCGUGGCGGUGAUGGCCGCCGAGUCCGGGCACAUGGACAUGGGUGCCGAGGCCCUGCCGGGUCCCGACGAGGCCGCCGCGGCCGCAGCCUUCGCAGAGGUGACCACUGUGACCGUGGCCAACGUGGGCGCCUCUGCAGACAACGUCUUCACCACGUCGGUGGCAAAUGCCGCCUCACUCUCGGGACACGUCCUGGUGAGCCGCUCCGCGAGCGCUUUUCCCCAGACCCCAGAGUGUGACCUCCCUGACCCCGGUUCCCUCAGAGGAAGAGCCGGCGAGGCCGCUGGGGGUGAGCGGUGCGGCCACCUGCUGGUCCCUCGUGUCACUUCAGGCGGCCGGGGCCGAUGCAUCAAGCAGGGGGAGAACUGGUACAGCCCGACUGAGUUCGAAGCCAUGGCCGGAAGAGCCAGCAGUAAGGACUGGAAGAGGAGCAUCCGCUACGCGGGCAGGCCGCUUCAGUGCCUCAUUCAGGACGGGAUCUUAAAUCCUCACGCUGCCUCAUGCACCUGUGCCGCCUGCUGUGACGACAUGACCCUGAGCGGCCCGGUCAGGCUCUUCGUCCCCUACAAAAGGCGCAAGAAGGAGAAUGAGCCGCCUGCGACCCCCGUGAAGAAGGAGCCCCCCAAGAACAUCACGCUGCUUCCCGCCACCGCCGCCACCGCCUGGUACGACCUGGUGAUCGUUAGUACUUGUAGCGCCGACAUCCCAGUUCGGUCGUGGAACGGUCCACCACCCCUGAAGGACCCCGUGGGCCCCUCCCCAGCCUCUGAGAAGCACGAGUCUACUUCCUGUCCUCGUGUGUUUGCCUCCUCUGAGCACGUCACUUGGCAGUUUGUGUUUGGCUUUGCCGAGAAAGUUCCAGACCGCUUUUCCAAGUGGCUGCGGGUGCUACCCCUCUCCCGCCAGCACGUGGCGUGGUCCAGCGGCCGCAGCUGUCCACCAGCUGUCCACCAGGUGCUAACUGGCAUUCCUGACUGGAAGGACCACCAGCACGUGUGUGGCCAGUCGGCAGCUGUCACCGUCCAGGCGGACGAAGUCCACGUCACUGACAGCGUGAUGGAGAAAGUCACCGUGUAA
Puma concolor (puma) is the source of this 1269-nucleotide messenger RNA. The record is from RefSeq and is a predicted model, not a curated record. Lineage: Eukaryota; Metazoa; Chordata; Mammalia; Carnivora; Felidae.